Messenger RNA from Cydia fagiglandana, 1819 nucleotides. RefSeq names its product probable very-long-chain enoyl-CoA reductase art-1 (gene Sc2). The record is from RefSeq and is a predicted model, not a curated record. Gene Ontology annotation, biological process: very long-chain fatty acid biosynthetic process. Lineage: Eukaryota; Metazoa; Arthropoda; Insecta; Lepidoptera; Tortricidae. Gene Ontology annotation, molecular function: protein binding; oxidoreductase activity, acting on the CH-CH group of donors. The coding region runs from base 160 to 1062 and encodes 300 amino acids. The transcript has 5 exons.
CGACUGCCCAAGUUGUAUGUUGCGGCGAAUUGCAGUGUAACGAUUGCAAUUUGCAUACGGUCGGAUUCGGUGUCACUGAUUAACAGAUACAUUAUAAUAAAUAAAUAGUAUAUUUGAGCAUAUCUUCAUUUUAUAAAGUAUAAUUUAUUAUACCAAAGCAUGGAGAUUGAGAUUUUAAGCAACGUCGGUUCGAAGCCGCUGGGGAAGAUUCAAGUGCCCGCAGAUGCCACCAUCAAAGUUGUGAAAGAUAAAAUUCAUCAGUCGGUGAAGAAGUCGUUAUAUCCCAGCCGCCAAGCCAUAACUCUUGAAGCCAAAGGCAAAUCGCUGAAGGAAGAACAAUCACUUAAAGAAUUAAAUAUUCAAAAUGGUGCCAAGCUUUAUGUCAGAGAUCUGGGUCCACAAAUCUCAUGGAAGGGGGUAUUCUUGGCAGAAUACGCAGGCCCAUUCUUCGUGUACCUUUGGGUUUACCAGAGGCCCUGGAUUCUCUAUGGAACUCCUUCAGAAGGUCCCUCUACUGUUGCCAGCGUGGCUGCCAUAUGCUGGUCAAUCCAUUAUGCCAAAAGAUUGCUGGAAACCCUAUUUGUGCACCGUUUCUCCCACGGCACCAUGCCACUGAGGAACUUGUUCAAGAACUGCUCCUACUACUGGCUGUUCACCCUGUAUGUGGCAUACCAUAUCAACCACCCCCUGUAUACACCACCCUGCACUAACUGUUUCUACAUAGGGCUUGCUGGUUUUGCUUUCUGCGAGCUAGGCAACUUGAGCAUCCACAUAUUAUUGAAGAACCUUCGUCCGCCGGGCACCAAAGUGAGACGCAUCCCUGUACCUGAUGGCAACCCCUUCUCUGCGCUCUUCAACUACGUGUCCUGCCCGAACUACACGUACGAAGUCGGCUCCUGGGUGUUCUUUACCAUCAUGACUCAGUGUGCACCCGCUGGCUUGUUCGCCGCGGUCGGCUUCUACCAAAUGGCGGUGUGGGCGCUUGGCAAGCACCGCAACUACAAGAAGGAGUUCCCCGACUACCCCAAGAGCCGUAAAGCAAUCAUUCCGUUCAUUCUAUAAACUUAGCCAAUUACAUUUAUCGACGUCUUACGUCGACGUCUGAUGUUUUCCAAGUAGUAUUGUAAAAGUUUGAGAACUAUCGCACAUGGCGUACUUUUCCAGCGAUAAAGCUAGCGUUAGACCAAGAAAAGUCUGCAACGAUUUUGAUAGCACACGCAGUGCAAGUGUUUCUACGUCAUAAUUUCAUAGAACCAAUCACCUCUAAAACCAGGAAGUUGGAUGUAAAAAUAGUUAGUUUUUGGUUUGGGUAGCCUACGCUACUAGAUCGAAGCUAAACGUGCGCUUACAGGGUGACGAUGGAAAAACAACAGUACGAGAAGAGAGUCAUUUGAAGUCAUUUCAUUACGUACCUUUUAACGGCCAGUUAACGGUCGCCUCAAGACUGGAAGUUAAUGUCAAACGCCUUACAUUUUACACAAAGCGGAAAGUUAAACGUGACAUAAGCACGACUUGAGUCGGGAAUUAAAAUACCCGUCGCCAAUUUCUGAUGCUCGAAAGCGACCAUGUGCGAUACCUUUUUAAUAAUAUUGAAAUUCUUCGCGUAUGCAUUGCAUUACGGCGGUGUUGGAUAUCGAAGGUGAUGGUUUUAUUAUUUAUUUUAUGCUAAUGAGUAAUGACUGAAUGUUGAUAAGAAAUAAUUUGCAAUACGUGUGUAAUAUGUUUUAACGUUUAAUUAUUUUUAAGCUCAAAAACGUUUAAUUAUUCUAGUGAUAGCACUCAAUAUUUCUGGUGGAAAUAUAAAGACAUUUUCGGUAAA